AUGCUCCCUCGGAGGCAGGAGUACGGCAUGAAGAGGAGCGGAGGAGCGCGGAGCGGUUCGGUUAUAAACUUCAGGUCAGCGAUGAAGUUGAGCUCCGGCCGCCGCAGCUCAGCCGUGCUGCCGUCGCUGUUAACCUUCUUGGUGAUCGUAGCAUCCGGAGGCCUGCUGCUCAUGAUAGAGAAGGGAAUGCUGAACGGCAUGGAGACGCCUUCACCCCGCGGUAACGGCAGGCAGUUAGACCUCCACCGGGGGCAGGCGGGGGGACGCAGCCCAGACGCGGCGGACAUGGAGUCCCAGAUCCUCCAGGAGAUCCGUAACCGGACCAUCAAAACCAUGUGCAGUCAGAAGAACAUGCCCCACAGUGUGUGGUCGCUGAGCCCUCUGCAGAGGAAGACGCUGCUGCAGCAUGUCCUCGUGAACGACGAGUACCGCUUCCUCUACUGCUACGUCCCCAAAGUGGCCUGCUCCAACUGGAAGAGGGUUCUGAAGGUCCUGAGCGGAGCCUUGGAAAACGUGGACGUCAACAUCAAGAUGGACCACCGCAGCGACCUGGUCUUCUUGUCCUCUCUGAAGCCCGAAGAGAUCCGCUACCGCCUCAAGCAUUACUUCAAGUUCAUGUUUGUGCGGGAGCCCAUGGAGCGCCUGCUUUCCGCGUACAGGAACAAGUUUGGCGAGAUCGAGUCCUACCAGAAAAAGUACGGCGUGGAGAUCAUAAAGCGUUACAGAAAGGGCCGCGCUAAGGAUGCAGCUAUAACAGGAGACGACGUGACUUUUGCAGAGUUUGUCCGUUACUUGCUAGACGAGGACGUGGAGCGCAUGAAUGAGCACUGGAUGCCCAUAUAUAACUUAUGCCAACCUUGUGCUGUUUCUUAUGAUUUCAUCGGGUCCUACGAGCACCUGGAAAGUGACACGGAGUUUGUGCUCCAGCGUGUUGGAGCGCCUCCUCAUGUUCACUUUCCAGAGAGGCAAACGUGGUACAAGCCGGUCACCACGGAAACAAUACACUAUUAUUUAUGCAGCUUACCACAGAAGCUACUGAGAGAACUCCUGCCCAAGUACAUUUUAGACUUUUCUCUAUUCACAUACCCUCUCCCCAACACAACCACUGCACACUGUCGGCAUUAAAUGAGCAAUGCUUUAUAGUUGUAUUAUUUUUUAUAGAAAACCAUUUGUACUAUUUUUAAGGAACAAAUUGUAUUUUCAGAGCUGUUACACAGGUUUACUUGAUGUCUGCGUGCCUUUUAAAAGUGCUGAUUAUUGGACGAGAAAGACUUGACUUCAGAACCACUAAAGCUUGAAAUCAAAUUCAAAAGAAAAAGGUCAACCAAACCAUACGUUAUGUCAACUGUUACAGUAGUCAAAGGAGUUUGCAAAGAAAAAAGAAAAGCGUCUGGACUUCUUUAAGUUGCUUGAAGACGUUUCACCUCUCAUCCGAACUGUUACAGUAAUUAUAUCUGCUCAGUACACAACGAUGGAAAUAUUAAUAUGGUUGCAAGACCAAAUUCUGUUUUUAUUUGUUUCUCUAUACACUGUAGACCUUAGAAAAAAAAAAAUGUUCAGUGGUUUUAGUGAGCAUUCAGUGGUUUAGCAGGCUAAAACACGCACCAUGUUCUGGGAUGGUCAAGGGUUUCAUAUCAAGCUUAUUUAAUGCUCAAUCACAGCCUCUGGUUGCCAGCUCCUCUCCCUCUUUGAUGUAACUGAGAUUAUUUACCAUGUAAUAAAACUGAAGUUUACCUUU
This is a messenger RNA of Oreochromis aureus, 1738 nucleotides long. RefSeq names its product carbohydrate (N-acetylgalactosamine 4-0) sulfotransferase 14 (gene chst14). The transcript has 2 exons. Gene Ontology annotation, molecular function: sulfotransferase activity. Gene Ontology annotation, cellular component: membrane. Bases 1 to 1125 code for a protein of 374 amino acids. Gene Ontology annotation, biological process: carbohydrate biosynthetic process; dermatan sulfate proteoglycan metabolic process. NCBI's taxonomy places the organism in Eukaryota, Metazoa, Chordata, Actinopteri, Cichliformes, Cichlidae. The record is from RefSeq and is a predicted model, not a curated record.